This is a messenger RNA of Elaeis guineensis (African oil palm), 936 nucleotides long. RefSeq lists its product as uncharacterized. The record is from RefSeq and is a predicted model, not a curated record. Gene Ontology annotation, cellular component: nucleus. NCBI's taxonomy places the organism in Eukaryota, Viridiplantae, Streptophyta, Magnoliopsida, Arecales, Arecaceae.
CCACCCUUCUCUGUCUCUCUUCUUCCUUGAAUCCUUUUCAAUUCUAUUUUCAUCAUGAGCCCUUCGUCACGAGAGAUCAACGGCCCCCGCCCGGCUCCUCUCAAGAUUCACAAGGACUCCCACCUCAUCCACAAGCAAUCCUCCUCCUCCUCCUCCUCCACCACCACCACCACCACCACCUCCUCCUCCUCCUCAAGCACCCAGCGCCACCACCCUGUCAUCAUCUACACACACUCCCCCAAGAUCAUCCACACGCAGGCCCGCGACUUCAUGGCCCUGGUCCAGAAGCUCACCGGCCUCUCCAAAUCCACCGACGGCAACGACGACGCCGCCGCCGCCAACAAUCCCACUCCCCCGCCAUCCAACAUACCCCGCAAGGACGCCGACACCAUCCAUGGGGCUACCGAAGACUCGUCGUCAUCGUCCGAGAAUUGCAGCAUCGCCGGGGACGUCGUCCACCACGUCGGCUGCUCCUCACUGCCAUCUGCCGCUGCCGCUGCCUUUUCGCCGCUCGGCUUUGACCCUCCACCACCGCCUAACCCGUUCCUGUCGGAGAUCCCGCUCUUCACGCCCAACUCUUUCUGCUCGCCGAGGUCCUUCUAUAGAUAUCCGGAGUCGGCCGUCUUCUCGCCUUCCGUUCCGAACAUGGGCGGCUCCAUCUCACCCUCCAUCAUGGAGGCCAUGAGGGCAUUCCCCGAGUACUGAGACCGGCAGGAACCAUAGAUUGGUAAUAAUUCUUCUUGUUUCGUUUGUUUUGUUUGGGUGAUUCUAUGAGCUCCAGAAGCGCAGAGAGGGGGAGCAAAUGUGAAUAAUAUGAUUCAAUUCGUUCGUUGUUAGACUCCUUCAUAUUGGAGACUGAUUUGUUCGUUGUUUCCUUUCCUUUUUAUUCAAUGAAAUGAAGGCCUGCAUCUAGUUUUUCUUCUCCUUUUCUUGUAA